Messenger RNA from Schistosoma rodhaini, 1692 nucleotides. Lineage: Eukaryota; Metazoa; Platyhelminthes; Trematoda; Strigeidida; Schistosomatidae. The record is from the annotation of a GenBank genome assembly.
AUGUGGAUAUCUAUUAAUUUUAUGAUAUUACUGCUUAAUUAUUUGGUUACGGCUGAUGUGAAUAUAAGUUACGUAAUAAAAAAUUAUCAAAAUCCCUAUAAUUUGGAUAGCAGAUUAAGAAAAUGUGAAGCAUUAAAUGUUUUUGGUGAUCAUUGUGAUCCAUUUUUUCAUUUUGCUGCUUAUACAUCAAUUGAAAAAUGGGAGAAACGUUCAACGUUACGCAAAGAAGCUGGACCAUUUGCAAACUCAAAGUAUAUUGACCACAUUCUCGACACAUAUGAAAUACAGCCAAUAUUUCCGGAUACUAUAGAAAUUGAACUUGAUAUUCAAGAUAGUGAUAUAGAUGAAGAUCAACGGAUAGCUCUAUUUAGAAGAACAGUUCCACUUGAAACCAAAGGUAAACAUGAAUUUCGGAUGGGUGUCGAUGUCAAAGUUGAAGCCCAUAUUGAGAUAACUUGUACCAAAAAUUAUUAUGGACAGCGUUGUGAGGUAUAUUGUACACCUCUUUAUAAUUUAUGGAAAUGUGAUGAGAAUACUGGUGCUAGAAUAUGCAGUAAACCGUGUUUACAUGGAAAAUGUGUUCUCACAAGUACCAGUGCAAUAUGUGAAUGUACAUUGGAUUGGCAUGGAGAAUUUUGUCAAACACCUAUUGAAUCUAAAAUUAUAUCGACUAUUUUAGCGCCUGAUAUAAAAACAAUUCAUGUAGCCAGACCAUUACAAAUCGAUCAAUCUACUAGAAAUAUUAAUAUGAAUAAUAAAAUUAAUAAACCAUCAGUUACGACGUCGACGACGACAACGACAACAACAACAUCAACAUUUCGAUCAGAUCCCAUAGAUAGAACAAAACUAAUAGAGAUGAGAAGUAAUGAUGAAACAAUUAAGAUUGUUCAAUUAAGAUUUGAUAAUGUUCAAAACAUUCAAGAUGAACACCUUAGCAUUGAUCGAUCUGAUGAUACUCUGUCUAGUUUGAAUACAAUAAAUACAAUAAUAGAUUCAGAUCAGUCCAAUGUAUCGACGAUUGAUAAAAGUCAGGAAACAACAAUUAAAGAAUCUGAUGGUGUCAUGAAUCCAUCUGGUCAAAUUUCUAACAAUGAAACACGUAAUUAUAUAAUUUUGGCGUUCAUUAUAAUAGGUUUAUUGAUAUGGCUUAUUAGUGUUCUUAUCAUUGGUAUAGUGUGUUAUCGCCGUCGAAACAAUCGCAAAGUUUCUGUUCGUAAAAGUGCUUUAUGGACAAAUAUUAAUUAUGAACCAAAUUCAUAUCAAACCAAAUUUUCAUCACAAACAGAACCAUUUAUAACACAAUACAAUAAUGAUACUUCUCAAAAUACUAUCAAAUUAAUUACAAAUAAUCAUAAUAACACCAAUCAAUUAAUGUAUCCUUCAUUAAAAAGAAAUUCAUUAACAUUACCUAAACUCCCUAUCAAUGAUAAUAAUCACCAUAGAUCCGUAUAUUAUACCCGUUCAACGAAUAUAUCUAAUAAAUUACAAUUUAAUACUAUUACAAAUACAUCAAUAUCAAGUCCACCAUUUUCAAUUUAUACAAAACAAUCAAAUUUAUCAUCACCAACUAAUAGUUGUCAACCAAUAUGUGAUACAUAUGAAGAAUUAACAUGUUGUAUAAAUGAUCAUUUAAAUUGGAAACAAAAUAAUAAUCAUUCAUCAAUAGCGCCAAAAUUAACAAGCUUUCAAUGA